Messenger RNA from Daldinia childiae, 903 nucleotides. RefSeq names its product Acyl-coenzyme A thioesterase 8. The transcript is spliced from 2 exons. The coding region runs from base 1 to 903 and encodes 300 amino acids. NCBI's taxonomy places the organism in Eukaryota, Fungi, Ascomycota, Sordariomycetes, Xylariales, Hypoxylaceae. Gene Ontology annotation, molecular function: fatty acyl-CoA hydrolase activity. Gene Ontology annotation, biological process: acyl-CoA metabolic process; fatty acid catabolic process. Gene Ontology annotation, cellular component: peroxisomal matrix. The record is from RefSeq and is a predicted model, not a curated record.
AUGGCCCCAAGCGCAAUCAUCGAAUCGGUAGUAGCCGUAACUCAAGCUGACACUCUAGGUCCUGAUAUAUAUCAGAAUGCCCAAGCCGUAUUCGGCGGCCUACUAUCCGCCCAAGCAAAAUCCGCAGCCAGCGCAACAGUCCCUCCCAAUUUCCACACAUACUCAUCCCACUCCUCGUUCAUCAAACCCGUCACCCUCAACGCCGGGGGUAGAGUCUUCUACCACGUCGAGCGCACCGCCGACGGACGCGCCUACACGACGCGCCUCGUGCACGCCACCCAGGGCGACAAAGACAAUACCUGUGUUUACAUAGCCGUCAUCUCGUUCCAAAGCCGCGACAAGUCCCCGCAUAACGCCUUGAACUACGGCACUCCGCUACCCGAUCUGUCCGGCGUUAGUCCUGACGACAUCCCGGAGGGUCUCAACCAGAAGAUGCCAGCAGCCUCGGCAAGUCCAGACGGGCCCUUUAAACAACUCGAUUCAGACGGUGAACCAUUCGACUGGCGUCCACUCCGAUUCGCACUAACAAACGAACCCUACACCUGCCGUUCCCACAGUUUUGCGCGUUCACUGCCCCUAUCCACCACCUCCGCGGCAGUCAACCUCGCGGCGCUGGCGUACAUGUCGGACCAAGUACUCUUCUCAAUAGCCAUCUAUGCGAACCCGGACAAGGUAGGCGAGAGGGCGAAGAACGUAACGAUGGGAGCUACUCUCAGCCACAACGUUUCGUUUCACGAUCCGGCUGUCAAAGUGGACGAGUGGAUGGUCGUCGAGCGCGAGACGUCCUGGGGUGGUGGUGGGAGGGUGCUUAUCCAUGAGCGCAUUUGGGAUUUGAAGAGCGGUUCUUUGGUCAUGACGUGUAUGCAAGAGGCGCUAAUUCGCCUGAGGGAUUCUAAGAUUUGA